UGCAUAUGUAUGUAUAGAAGCAUUGGAGGUGAGUGAGGCUAACGCGAAAUGAGCAUAUGAUUACACUCUGAAGUCUAAUUAAACACACACGUCGACGUUCAAGUGGACGGUCCAUAUCUUUCCUUUUCUAUACCUAAUAUUAACAUCUUCGCUACGACUUUCAUUCUGUUUUUAUUGAUAGAGUCGGUCCUGGUUUCUUCUAUGAUCGAUCUUUCCUCGAUCAAGAAGAAACCACAGCAAAGUAACUAAACAUUUGAAGAUACUAUCAAUGAUGGGGGUUGAUCAAGAGUCGUCCAGUGUGCCGCCUGGGUUUAGGUUUCAUCCGACAGAUGAAGAGCUUGUUGGAUAUUAUCUCAAGAAGAAAGUCGCAUCCCAAAGGAUCGAUCUCGACGUUAUCAGAGAAAUUGAUCUCUACAAGAUCGAACCAUGGGAUUUACAAGAGAGAUGUAGGAUAGGGUACGAGGAGCAAAAGGAGUGGUACUUCUUCAGCCACAAAGACAAGAAGUAUCCGACUGGGACGAGGACUAACCGAGCCACCAUGGCUGGUUUUUGGAAAGCCACGGGCCGGGAUAAGGCGGUUUACCUCAACUCCAAACUUAUCGGUAUGAGAAAGACACUCGUCUUUUACCGUGGUCGAGCUCCUAACGGCCAAAAAUCCGACUGGAUCAUCCAUGAAUACUACAGCCUCGAGUCCCACCAGAAUGCUCCUCCGCAGGAAGAAGGAUGGGUAGUGUGUAGAGCAUUUAAGAAACGAACGACCGUCCCGGCAAAAAGAAGACAACUUUGGGACCCAAACUGCUUCUUCUACGACGCAACCCUCUUGGAAGUGGAACCUAUCGACAAGAACGUCCACAUCAAGCGCACCAAGCAUAACACUGAUUUUGUCGUCACACCGUUUAAGCAAGAACUACUCUCCGAGGCCAACCACAUCGUGCAAGAUGGAGACUUGGGCUCUAUGUACCUUUACUCCAUCGACGAUAAUCAAUUCUCUCAGCUUCCUCAGCUAGAGAGCCCCUCUCUUCCAUCAGACAAGUUGCCGGAAAUGGCGCCGCAUAGUAAUAUCUCCGAAAUCAGCCGCCCGGGGGAAGAUGAAGCGAGCGCCGCCGUCGAGAAGAAGAUCACGGAUUGGAGAUCCCUUGAUAAGCUGUUGGCUUGUAAAUGCCCGAAACGUCAAAAGGAGGAGGACGUUUCGUUGCUGAAGAAUCCAUUGCUGAAUUGUCCAGCGUUUGUGAACCAUAUGGGAGCAUCCGAUUCAACGCUCUUAGGCGCUCAGGAAAACAGAGGUGGUGAUGUGAUUACGACCAUCUCUCAUCGAUCGGAAAUAGUCGAUCCCGUUCUCGAGAAACUUAAAUCCCUCACAGUUAGUAGGCCAUUAUUGAAGUCACCUCCGACGGAAAGUAGCUUAACGGACAUCUUAGUGAGAAAAGCUCUAUCGAGCUCCUCUUCCAACUUGUCCUUUUUCCCAGAUACGGUGGAUCCUCAAAUACUUGUAGAGCUCUUCUCCAUUUACCGAGAAUGGCAAGAGAGCAAAUCUCAAGAAAUCACCAAGAGACAGGAAGAUAUAGAAAACAAGAUAGAAGUAGCAGAUGCUUUGGCGACUAAACUUGUGCAGAGGUUUAACCACUCAGUUUCUGCGAUGAGGACAACUUCCCAGCAUUUAUCUCAAGUUCAUGGGUUGCAGGUGGAGCUUGGGGAGCUUAAAGGAAGGUUGACGGAGGUGAUAAACAACUGCGAUACGCUAUGUAAGAGAAUUAACUCUGAGGGACCUGAAUCUCUAAGGUCAACAGUGAGGCCCUUUGCUCUUGCACCACUUGAUUCGGUCAGUAUAAACACCACUUUGUCUUCUAAACAAGAGGCAUAAGAGUCAAUACUCUUUAACCAGGGGAUAGAUUGGUGAAUCGGAAUACGCCUGUAGAUUUUCUGCAUAGGUGCACGAUGCUGCUGCUAUGAUUGUGAAUCUCUGUUUUCUUUUGUCAUUUAUCUGUAGUUUAUUAUAUUUUAGCUCUCUAUAAUCGCUCUUGGAAACCAUUGUUGUGAGGUAGGAAAAUUCAUAUAUGUAUUGCGCUUUGUUUGCUUUUGAUACAAAAUCCACAGUGGAUGGUUUGCAGUUUAUGUAGUUGAACAACAUCUUGAAACAAGAGAAUAGGAAACAAGAAAUGGAAAAAACUUGAAACAGAAUUAGAUCCAACAAAAGAAAGAAAGGAGUAGAUAAUGAUGACUAUUUUUGGCCAGCACGAGAUCAAGGUUGCUGGUGAGCGUCCAUGUAACCAGCGUCGACGAGCACUUUCUCCCUCUUAGCCAUCUCCAGAUCUUGGUCUACCAUCAUCUUCACCAGCUGCUCGAACCCGACUUUAGGCUUCCACUUGAGCAGUUCCUUUGCCUUGGUUGCGUCUCCUUUCAGAUUGUCCACCUCCGUUGGCCUGAAGUACCUCUUGUCGAUCUCAACAUGGUCUUUCCAGUUCAGGCCGAGGUAGCCGAAGGACACCUCGAGAAACUCCUCGACGGUGUGUGAUUCCUCAGUGGCCACAACGUAAUCGUCUGGUUUGUCCUGCUGCAGCAUCAGCCACAUUGCCUCCACGUAGUCACCUGCGAAUCCCCAGUCUCUGGAGGCCUGAAUGUUCCCGAGGAAGAGCUUCGUCUGCAACCCGACCUUGAUCCUCCCCAGUGCCCUGGUUAUUUUCCGGGUGACGAAGUUCUCCCCUCGGCGGGGUGACUCGUGGUUGAAGAGGAUCCCGUUGCAGGCGUACAGGCCGUAUGCUUCCCGGUAAUUGACGGUGUACCAGUGAGCCGCGCAUUUGGACGCAGCGUAGGGAGAUCUAGGAUGAAACGGCGUCGUCUCAGACUGCGGAGGAGGAGUGGAGCCGAACAUCUCCGAGGACCCGGCCUGGUAGUACUUGAUGUUACGGGCAUUGUCGGUGUUGUGAGAUCUGACAGCCUCCAGGAGGCGGAGAGCUCCAGUAGCGACGACAUCAGCGGUGUAGUCAGGGAUCUCGAAGGAGACGGCGACAUGGGACUGAGCAGCAAGGUUGUAGACCUCAUCUGGCUUGAUCACGUCGAGCCAACGGCGGAGGGAGGAGGCAUCAGAGAGAUCGGCGUAGUGGAGCUUCAUGCGAGCUUUGUUGACAUUGUGGGGAUCCACGUAGAUAUGGUUGAUUCGCUGCGUGUUGUAAUUUGACGAUCGUCGGAUCAGGCCGUGGACUUGGUACCCUUUUCCGAGAAGAAACUCGGUCAGGUAUGAUCCGUCCUGCCCUGUGAUGCCGGUUACCAGUGCAAUCUUCCUCGGCUGCGACGCAUCAAUGUCAGAAUCGCCGCCGCCAUUAGCAACGGUCACAGCUUCGGAUCUGGACACUUUGUCUUGGGACGCCAUUGAGUCGGGAGAAAUGAGAGGUGCAGGACUCGCUUUCUGUUUGAUUUUUUAAGCUCCGAGUGGUUCUAUUAUUUAUAUAGAGCAUGCCACGAAGAAACUGAGCUAGAGCUUCAACGCAGACAAGGGUUCAUUUGGUAACUUCACGGGUGAAUCUGUGAGGCUACGUAAAGUGGUACCUGUUUGGCAAUAAGCCGGCAAGCGUUGACCGAUUAUAAUUGGUUUUAUUUAAUCCAUCUAUCUAUUGGGCCACUAUGGGUUUCCAAGCGCAGUCCAAAAUGUAGUGGGCUUGAGGAUACAUACUUCUGUGGGCUUACAUACAGACUAAAACACCGUUAUGGACUUUAAUAAUUA
This is a messenger RNA of Thlaspi arvense, 3718 nucleotides long. The record is from the annotation of a GenBank genome assembly. NCBI's taxonomy places the organism in Eukaryota, Viridiplantae, Streptophyta, Magnoliopsida, Brassicales, Brassicaceae.